AUGCCUCCUGCCUUGGCCCUCCUGCUGCUCGCGGGCCUGAGCGCCCGCGGAGGCUGGGGCUGCCUGCAGUGCGACCGCUCGGUGCAGGAGGCGCUGAGCCAGCUGCGCGUCGCCAUCGUCCCCAGCCGCUUCCACGUGGAGCAGCUGCGGACCCGCGCGCAGGCCCUGCUGCGGGGCAUGCAGGGGCCUUUCUUCCGGGACUACGCGCUGAAAGCGUUCGUGGGGAAAGCGGAAGUCGAUCCCCUGGACCAUGUGGCGUCCAUUAUCAAGAAUCAAGUGAACAUCUUAAAGAGUAAUGCCCUGAGAGACUGGCGCCUGCUGGAAGAGCUGGUGAGUCUUAGGGAGAACGCAAUCCAGGAACUCAAGAAAGUUUUAAGAUCCUACGAAUUAAAAGCCUGCGAUCCCAAAAGCUGCCACUUGCUUAAAGAAGAGGUCUUGGACUGUUUACAUUGCCUGAAGAUCAGUCCGAACUGUAUCAAGAAAAAGUACUGUUUCGUUGACAGGCAGCCCCACGUAGCCCUGCGGUAUGAGAAAAUGAGUGACAGCCCGCUGAGCCGGGCCCUGCCUGGCAUCCUCAUCUCCAUAUUUCUGGCUCUCCUCGCCUUGGGGGUCAUCGUGGCUUCGGCUAUUACGUACCGACAAAACCGGAAACUCUUGCUGCAGUAAGGCGUUGGUGUGGGGGUUCAUAAGGGGAAAAGAAAAGAAAAGUUUAAUAAAGUCUGUGACAAAUUC
This is a messenger RNA of Pteropus alecto (black flying fox), 732 nucleotides long. It is a transcript of the gene IZUMO2, whose product is annotated as IZUMO family member 2. The coding region runs from base 1 to 666 and encodes 221 amino acids. The record is from RefSeq and is a predicted model, not a curated record. NCBI's taxonomy places the organism in Eukaryota, Metazoa, Chordata, Mammalia, Chiroptera, Pteropodidae. The transcript has 7 exons.